AUUUGUAGAGCUAUUUCAGACCAUUUAAACUAAAAUUAAAAGAAGAAAACAAGACCAGACACAUUGCAAAACACGUAGAGAUGGAUUCAGUGACCAGAAAUGAUCAAAAGAAGCCUCAUGUAGUGUUCAUACCAUUUCCAGCCCAAAGCCACAUCAAGUGUAUGCUCAAGCUAGCUGAGCUAUUGCACCACAAGGGUAUCCACGUAACCUUCAUCAACACCCGCUCCAACCAUAAGAAACUCGUAGAGUCUGGUGGGACUCCUUGGCUUGAUGACGACUCUCCAGGUUUUGUGUUCAAAACGGUUUCGGAUGGUCCCUCUUCUGGUGCAGCAGAAGAUGGUGUUGAACCUGUGACGCCAACAAUGGAGGAAGUUUGGAUGCACCUUGCAAACAAUUUCUUUGAUUCCUUUCUUGAUCUUGUAUCUGGGCUAAAAACUCCAGUAACAUGUAUCAUUUGUGAUGCUUUCAUGACUUACACGAAUACAAUUACUGCUGCCGAGAAGCUUAAGAUCCCUAUCAUCCUUUUCUGGACCAUGGCUGCUUGUGGAUUCAUGGGGUUUUACCAGGCAAAAGUUUUAACUGAUAAGGGGCUUCUCCCUCUUAAAGAUGAAAGUUAUUUGACAAACGGGUUUCUUGAGAUGGAAAUAGACUGGAUUCCAGGAAUGGAAGGUUAUCGUUUGAAGGAUCUACCUGAGCAUAUGCUAGCUACAAAGAUGGAUGAUCCUGGUUUUAAAUAUCUCUUGAAGACAGCUGAGGCGGCUCAUAAUGUUUCAUAUAUGAUCAUCCAUACUUUUGAGGAACUAGAAGCUAGACUAGUGAACGAGAUUAAAACCAUAUUUCCCAAUGUUUAUACUGUUGGGCCCCUUCAGUUGCUUUUGAAUCAGAUCAAAGAAAAAGAAAACAAAAGGACAAGUUUGGGUUGCUAUAGUUUAUGGAGGGAAGAACCUGAGUGUAUCCAAUGGCUAGAGUCAAAAGAACCGAGUUCUGUGGUGUAUGUUAAUUUCGGAAGUUUGGCAGUAAUGUCUUUAGAAGAUCUAAUAGAAUUUGGUUGGGGACUUGUUAACAGUGGGCAUGAGUUUUUGUGGAUUAUUCGGACUGAUUUGGUUAAAGGGGAGCCCGUGGUUUUGCCCCAGGAACUUGAAGAGGAGAUGGGCAAGAGAGGGUUUAUAGCAAAAUGGUGUCCACAGGAAGACGUCCUGAGCCAGCCAUCUGUUGGUGGGUUUUUGACUCAUGGUGGGUGGAAUUCGAUUAUUGAGAGCUUGUCGGUUGGACUGCCAAUGAUUUGUUGGCCAUAUUAUGGGGACCAGCGUACUAACUGUAGACAGAUGUGCAAAAAAUGGGAAGUUGGAAUGGAAAUUGGAAAGAAUGUGAAAAGAGAUGAAGUGGAGAAGCUUGUGAGGCUCUUGAUGGAUGGAUCAGAGGGUAAAAGGAUGAAGGAAAAAGCUACACAGUGGAAGAAAAUGGCCGAAAUGGCUACCAGUUCUAACGGAUCGUCUUCUCUAGAUAUUGAAAAACUUGCUAAUCUAAUUAUCAACUUCUCAUAAUGUUUUAUGUAAUGUUAUAAAAAAUUUGAUGUUUCCCAUUUCA
Molecule: messenger RNA, 1587 nt
Organism: Erigeron canadensis
Lineage: Eukaryota; Viridiplantae; Streptophyta; Magnoliopsida; Asterales; Asteraceae
Product: UDP-glycosyltransferase 85C1-like
Exons: 2
Coding region: 81-1544 (487 amino acids)
Molecular function (GO): UDP-glycosyltransferase activity
Source: RefSeq, a predicted model, not a curated record